This is a messenger RNA of Mycena citricolor, 1467 nucleotides long. NCBI's taxonomy places the organism in Eukaryota, Fungi, Basidiomycota, Agaricomycetes, Agaricales, Mycenaceae. The record is from the annotation of a GenBank genome assembly.
CACUCAUGAGCGCAUCGGGGCAUUGUCGCUUUUUCGUUCCUCUGCCACCCACAUCUCAUCUGCUGCUUAAAGUCGCCAGACCACUCCCAUGCUCUAUGCCCCAGUCCUCAAGAAAGUUCCCAUUGUGUCAUAUCUGUCUUCUCGUGCAGUGCACUCAAACGCAGCCAAUGCCUCGAAACCUCGUGUCGCAUGAGCCAUGAGCUGGCAAAGAACAAUGCAAAUCUGCAAUCAAUACCUUAGCGAUAACAUCACCUUAAGAGGUCCCAGGGUGGCAUAGGCAUUGUGGAUAUUGCACCCCUCUCCUCUUCUUCCUCUCUCUUUCUGUUACCCAUCCUCACCGGAGCGACCCAGUCACCACGAUGCCUUCAGACCUCAACGUCUUCGCCGAUGUGGAUCCUGGACACGUCGAGCUUUCGAGCAUAAUCGAGUCGAUGAAGCUUCUCAGGCUGCGCGCGAUCGCGCUGUGCCAGCGGGGAGAGAUUUGGAACGCAGAGGACACUUGGAUGGGGAACCCCGAGAUGAUCAGCUUCCUCUCCGACGUCGUGCGGUGGUUGCCUGGCCAGGCGGAGGAGUGCUCGAUCGCACGGACCGCCAUCGCUGCGAAUUUGGGCCUGACGACCGCGCGGAACGCGAGGGACGACUACGUGCGCAGCCGCCCAGCCCCUCCCGGCACACUCGAUCCUUCGUGUCUUUUCCAGGGCAGCACACCCGAGCCUCAGACGCUGACCACGCAUAAACGCACUUGGCAAGAAACGCACCACGAUGACGAUGACAUGGAUGGUGAUCCGCGUGGGUUUCUUGAUUCCCCGACCAAGGCGACUAUCCUAAGCACCCCGGGCAGCGGGGAGCCCAAUGCCGUAUUCCACUCCCGCCCCGCCCUCUCGCCCGAUGAGACACUCGAUAUGCCGCCGUUCGUCCACCAGCUUCUGACUCCCGCUUUCAUGGACGGCGUGAUGCUGAGCUCGGACGGCAACAUCACCACCUUCCCCCUCCUCGAUCCGCACCCGGCGCUCAUCUUGUCUCAGCCGCCCGUGCCGCCCAUGAGCUCCCACCGCGUUGACCGCACGCCCGGGAUGUCGGGCCUCAGCCCUUCGUCCCGCACCCUGUGGAUCCAGCGUCAGCGCCGUCAAGCGCAGAUGCAGCCUCCGCCGAUAGAGCCAUCGUCGCCGACGCCGGGACCGAUGACGGCGAGACGCAGGCGCGCGAUAGCCGCUGCUGCUGCCGCUGCCGCCAAUCCUGCCGCGCAGCCGAGUGCUCCGGUGUUCGACCCACGGGCUAUUGCGGCAUCUCGCGGCCCCAGGAGGCUUGGAUGAGUACGUUUACGUGCUGGUGUCAGAGGGAACGCUAAGAGAAUGGAUGAUCAACUUGACCAAUCUCAAAAGUGGAAUUCAAUCCUUAUCUUGUAGUUUUUGACGAAUGUAGUAUUAUGAACGUAUCUAUUGUUUUCGACAACGCAGUCCGACUCUG